This is a messenger RNA of Pisolithus orientalis, 3236 nucleotides long. RefSeq names its product P-loop containing nucleoside triphosphate hydrolase protein. Gene Ontology annotation, molecular function: 5'-3' DNA helicase activity. The transcript is spliced from 10 exons. The record is from RefSeq and is a predicted model, not a curated record. The coding region runs from base 1 to 3066 and encodes 1021 amino acids. Lineage: Eukaryota; Fungi; Basidiomycota; Agaricomycetes; Boletales; Pisolithaceae.
AUGGUGUCGAACGUGUACAAGGCUGUACAAGGCAUGAAGAAGCAACAUGGAGAAGUUCGACGCAAGAUUGCGGGACGAAGGCAACGAACAGUGUCAACGCGAUCAGGCAGGGAAGCCGCGGAAGUUGCCCAGACUACUGCUUUGGGGAGUGCCAUUGAUGCUAUGUGGAAUCGAUACUUCCUUAUCUGUAGGCUGCCUCGUGCUGUGGACCGCCCAACGCCCAUUUUCGUUAUGGUCAUCAGACAUAAAGUCCUGUUCGCCGCGUUUCAGAGUCACUGUUCGUUGCCUUCAUCAAACCCUCCCCUCUCGUCUCUCUCUAUGUCUCUCGCAUUAUCGACCGUCACGCCCAGAUUGUUCCUGCGCCACUCUUCCCAAAUCUCCUUUGAGACUUCGUCAGAGGAUUCCUUGGAUGCAAGGCACCUUCGCUCAUUGCUCAGUACAGUGAUGCCCGAAGGUGCCAUUGGCAUCUCAGCCUCGUAUCGGGAAAAUCGCAAGCUUAGCGCUAUCGCUUUCUCUUCACCGUCUAGAGCUCUGGUGGUACACCUCACCGGUGGUGAUCUGUCUCCAGACAGUAACCGUAGCAAGCGAAAUAGGGGAAGGCACCUCCUCCAGAAAGAAAUUCUCUGCAAUGAAGACUACCGGAAGUAUGCAUUCAACAUGGAUCGUAUUGCGAUUGCCUUGUACUUGGACAUGGCACUGCGCAUUGAUAGUGCGGUGGAUAUGCUCUCGGUGUCAUUUGGUAACAGGCGAUCGCUGCAGGCGCUCAUGAAUGCCAUGGGCGGCGAGUGGACUUUACACAAGUCAAACGUGAAAGCGUUAUUUUUUAGUAACGAGUCGUGCCCCGUAUCAAUUUCCGACCUUGUCCAGCAAGCCUGGGCAGCUUGUCAAGCGUCUAUCCUCCCUGACAUGGCCGGGCGCAUCCCCGCGCUGGGUAGGAUCAGCACGAGUACGAUACCAGAUAAGCAUAUGACAGUGCUUGCCAAGAUCUCGCGUGAUGGAGAGCUUUUAGAUUCCUUGAAGCCACUUUCUGUGAGGAACGAUGUUGUACCAGGUAUCACGGGGGCGAUGGAUGGUCUUACAUUGACUUCUGACCGCUACUCGACUCGUAUCAGAAGCUCCGCUCAGCAGGUCCUCCAGAUAGAAACACGGAACGGUGUUCAAGUAUCGGGUCGUGCCAUCCACGUCGAAGGGCGCCAGGCACACAUCGAAAUUUCCGGUUCUCUCCAUGGUGACGAAAUACAGUCGGUGACGACAUUUGGCAAGGCGGACCUCACGUCUGCAGAGGCUUGUCGCGAAAGCAUUAUCCUCGCUAUCUUGAAAGGGGAGUCCACUGUCAUGUCACAUCCUUUUUUUACGGCCAUAUGGCUCCCAAACGAUCCAAUUCGUUGGCUAUCACCCGUCCAUCUGAAGCCCGAGAUACCGACUCAUUGCCGAAAACUCAAAGUCAACGCCUCUCAGGAAAAAGCUAUCGAAAAAAUCUUGUCUGCCGCGGAUAAGGAUCGAGUAGUGCUGAUUCAGGGAGCCCCAGGAACCGGCAAGACGACAGUCAUCACUGCUGCUAUUACCAGCAUUAUUUCAGCCACCGGUGCCAGUAGUCGGACUGUUUGGAUAGCUGCACAAUCAAACGUCGCUGUGAAGAACAUUGCCGAGAAGUUUGCCAGCGAGGAAUUCUAUGAUUUCAAACUGCUGGUGUCGAAGGAAUUCCACUUUGGGUGGCAUGAGCAUCUUUACGAGAAGCUUGAAUCGUGCCUCAUUUGCUCUGAUGAGUUCAGUGACGAUGUCGCCGGCACGUCCAGCCAACUUGGCGGGGCUAGGGUCAUCCUGUGCACACUAAGCAUGUUAUCAAAUAACCAUAUAGCGUCCUUCGUUCAUGUCAAUCCGGUAGACGUUCUAAUCUUUGACGAAGGAAGUCAGAUAGAAGUCGGAAAUUACCUCCCGGUUAUCCACCGCUUUAUGCACAGCCUAACAAAGCUGGUCUUUAUUGGAGACCCUAAGCAGCUGCCACCUUAUGGUCAAGAGGACAUCUCGACACUACAGAGUAUCUUCGAACUCAAGCACCUUCGCAAAGAAGUACUAUUCUUGGAUACGCAGUAUCGCAUGCCGAGCGCCGUCGGCGACUUCAUAUCACAGAAAGUCUACAAUGGAAAGCUGAAGACCUGUCAUGAAGACCUCGUCCGUUUCCCGUGCCGCUUCGUCAAUGUUGAAAGAGGACAGGAAAAACAGUCAGAAAAGAGUUGGACCAAUCCUUCAGAAGCACGAGUUGUAGUGCAGAUUGCCGGUGAAUACCAGGCUAAUAGACUUGACUUUCGUAUCAUCACACCAUACGAUGCCCAACGCGCCCUCAUUGAACAUGAGCUGGAAGAGGCAAACUUACAUCAUGAGGACAAAGUAUUCAACGUAGACUCAUUUCAAGUUCCAGGCAACGAGGCAGAACACAUCAUCAUCUCUGUGGUCAGAACGGACAAACUUGGCUUCCUGGCUAACCAGCGACGAACCAAUGUCAUGCUCACCCGUUGCAAGAAGGCCAUGGUUAUAUGCACGAGCAAAGCAUUUAUAUGGGGUCCAGCGGCAUCAACUCUCAUUGGAGAGCUUGCAGCCACUCUUGGACCACAAGCAUGGGUACAUGGAGACCUUCAACUCAUCAUGCCUCCCCGGGAUGUAGUACUGCGUCGCCCCAACACUCACUUACCUGUACACCACGUUGCCGAUACGCGAACGCAACGCGGUCACACACCCAGUAGCUUCCCGACAUCUCCUCAAAAUCGACCACAAGCGCGGGAAUAUGGAGGUGCUCAACUCACUACACCGCUCCGAGAGAUAGUAUUGCACCGCCACACCACUCGUUUGACUGCACACCACCCCCCCACAUUCGCAAAUGUUGCGGCCGGACGAACCCAAGGCGGUCACUCACUCACCAGUUCCUCGACAUCACCCCAAGAUCACCCAUCAUCAUCGCGAUCACGCCGACGGAACGCCUCUAAAACCCACCCUACAACCGAACAAGGACCGUGUGUUAAAAAUGUGCGGCUGGAAAUUGGGGUCGAUCGGGGUCGCUAUAGUCGCUAGUUACAAAGACAGCGUGGUGCGACAUCACCCAAAGAAAGCAGUUUCUGCAUUAUAGUGGGGUCGGUUCUCGGAAGAGCUCAUUUCGAUGAGGCCCGGUUGCUUGUAGCCUACUAUCCACUAACCUUCGACAUGUGACGAAUCUUUAAGUAUGCCGUGAUCUGAAACCUGCC